AUGGCUCAGCAGUCAUCGGACUGGGAGGUGGAGGUCUGGGAGUCCGCCCUCAGCCUAGGAAGGAGGAAGUCCCUGUACCCGCCAGCAGUGGCCAACCCUUUCGUGCAGCAGACGAACAUCAGCGCGUGGCGCUGGGCCUCCAUCAUCCUCGCGGGGUCUGUGCUGGUGCCGGUGCGGGUGACGUGCAUUGCCUUCCUCCUUAUCUUCCUCUGGCCGAUGGCCGCACUUUCCGCUAUAGGCGGUUCUGCUCAUCCAGCCAAACCCGCCACGAGUUGGAGGAGAAAACUGGCAAAACCGGCUCUCAAAUUCUUGUAUCAGGCAAUAUUCUUUUUAGCAGGGUUCCUUGUUAAAGUGAAAGGGAAAAAGGCAACCCGAGAAGAGGCCCCCAUCUUUGUCACAGCACCGCACUCCACUUUCUUUGACGCAAUCGCCUGUGUUGUGGCAGGGUUACCCUCCGUAGUCUCUGCAAGUAAAAACGCACAUAUCCCAGUGGCUGGAAAAUUCCUACUGUCAACACAGCCGGUGCUUGUUACCCGAGAGGACCCCAAUUCCAGGAAGAUAACCCGGGAAGAAAUUCUGAAGCGAGUGACAUCCAAAAGGAAGUGGCCACAGAUCCUGAUUUUCCCGGAAGGAGUGUGUACCAAUCGCACGUGUCUGAUCACUUUUAAACUAGGGGCCUUUUCUCCAGGUGUUCCUGUGCAGCCAGUGCUACUCAGGUACCCAAAUGCCCUGGACACAGUGACCUGGACCUGGCAGGGGUUUACAGGCUUCCAAGCUUGUAUGUUGACCCUGAGUCAACUCUUCACCAGAGUAGAAGUUGAGUUUAUGCCUGUUUACAUCCCAAAUGACGAAGAAAAGAAAAACCCCAUCCUUUUUGCCAAUACAGUGAGGAUCAACAUGGCAAAUGCUCUGGGGUUGCCUGUGACAGACCACACUUAUGAAGACUGCAGAUUGAUGAUUACUGCAGGUAACCUUCGACUACCCAUGGAAACUGGCUUGGUGGAAUUUACAAAAAUUAGCAAGAAAUUAAAGUUAGACUGGGAUAAUAUUCAUCAGCAUUUGGAUGAAUAUGCUGCAAUUGCAGUUGCCUCAAAAGGAGGGAAGAUAGGAAUUGAAGAAUUUGCAAAUUAUUUAAAACUCCCAAUUUCAGAGCCCUUGAGACAAAUUUUUGCCCUUUUUGACAGGAAUAAUGAUGGCAACAUAGACUUCAGAGAGUAUGUGAUAGGUCUGACUGUCCUAUGUAAUCCUGCCAACACUAAAAAGAUUCUGCAGAUGUCAUUUAAGCUUUUUGAUCUUGAUAAGGAUGGUUUCAUAACAAAACAGGAGUUAGCUACUGUACUUCAGGCGGCUUUUGGAGUGCCAGAUCUUGAUGUUUCCAGACUCUUUCGGGAAAUAGCUGGACAGAAAUCAGAGUACAUUUCAUACAAGAAAUUUAAGAAAUUUGCCUUGAAGCAUCCAGAAUAUGCCAAGUUAUUUCAUUCAUUCUUAGACCUACAGGCAGCCUAUAUCUAUGCAUUACCAAAAGUGCAGGUUUAA
Molecule: messenger RNA, 1536 nt
Organism: Pteropus alecto (black flying fox)
Lineage: Eukaryota; Metazoa; Chordata; Mammalia; Chiroptera; Pteropodidae
Product: lysophosphatidylcholine acyltransferase 2B-like
Exons: 1
Coding region: 1-1536 (511 amino acids)
Cellular component (GO): endoplasmic reticulum
Molecular function (GO): 1-acylglycerophosphocholine O-acyltransferase activity; calcium ion binding
Source: RefSeq, a predicted model, not a curated record